AUUCAUUAAUGUAAACUUAAGGCAACUUUUUGAUUGAAUUUGCCUUAAGCUGUAGGAAUCCUAUUUAAUGUGGAUUGAAUUGGAUGACAUUUUAUUCUAAAGUAUUGAGAGAUUUCUGCAAAGCAAAAUGCCUGUCUUCUGCAACUCUGAGGAGAAAACAUUUAUAUUUCACUUACCAAAAACAUGUCCUUGUCCUCCUUUCUUCCAUGCAUUCAGCGAUUUAACCUUGUACUGGUUAAACGGAUGAAAGCGUAUCAGUUUGUUGUGUCUGAUGCAUGGUCCUGAGUGGCUUUGUUAAUCUGCUUGUGAAGGUCUGCUCGUUAACAUUGAGCUGGAAAAAAAAGCAGCUGGUCUGUUCUGACUGAGAGAAAAGCCCCUUCUGUUGAGCUCCACUAUAUAAAGGCAGAACUUUGUGUUGAUCCUGAGACUUGCAGCAGCAGCAGCAGCAGCUUUCAGUGGAGCUACAGCGAGAUGUUGAACAUCAGUGAGAUGCCUCUGCAGGUCCUGCCCUCCAAGGCCUCGGACCGUCUGCUGCAGCCAUUCUGGGAUUAUUUGCUUCUCUACCACCUGCCUCUCAUCUCAUCUCCUUUCUUCCCAGUCCUACUAGCCUUCUCCAGCUAUUUCUUCUUCAGCAUACCUUUUGCUGCACUGGACCUCUGGGGAGAAAGACUGCCUUUCCUCUAUCAGUACAAGAUCCAACCAGAGAGGCAGCCAACAGUGGGAAUGAUGGCUAAGAGCUUCAUGACGGCGCUGUAUAACCACAUAUUCUUUGUUUUGCCAACUGUGAUAAUCAGCAUGUUCAUACUGCCUACACCAACGCUGCCACAGGAUGCUCCAACAUUGUAUGAGGUAUUCAUUGACGGACUGGCUGUGCUUCUCCUCUUUGACACUCAGUACUACAUUUGGCACUUUGUACAUCACAAGCAUGCACAGCUUUACCGCUGGAUUCAUGCAAUCCACCAUGAAUACAUGGCACCUUUCUCCUGGUCGACUGAGCAGCUCAGCAUCCCAGAACUGAUGACUGUUGGACUCUGGAGCAACCAGGACCCCAUUCUUUUAAAGUGCCACCCUUUGACCACGUGGUGCAUCACAGUUUUCAGCCUCUGGCUCUCUGUGGAGGACCACAUAGGUUAUGACAUACCGUGGUCCCUUAACCAUCUGGUGCCUUUUGGUCUGCUGGGAGGUGCACCGGCUCAUGACAUGCACCACCAGAAGCCAAGCAGCAACUACGCUCCUUUCUUCAGCCACUGGGACAGAAUCUUUGGCACAGCCGUUCCUCUGAAGAAAAAGACAAUGAAGUGAAUGCAAUUCUGUAAACACUGCAUAUGUUGUGGGUUUUUUUUCUUCAUUAUUUUGGCACUGUCACAUUCACAAAUCAUGACUUUUCUAUCUUUUAUUUUAUAGCACUUGUCAGUGCUUUGCUGCUAUUUUCUUUGUGGGGCUAUGUGAGUUAAAAGGUGUGAAAAGUUUAUUUUUUUAUGGCUUUUCAUUCAAUAAAAUAAAUUUUACAAAGA
Messenger RNA from Plectropomus leopardus (leopard coralgrouper), 1514 nucleotides. RefSeq names its product cholesterol 25-hydroxylase like 1, tandem duplicate 1 (gene ch25hl1.1). Gene Ontology annotation, molecular function: oxidoreductase activity; iron ion binding. Gene Ontology annotation, biological process: lipid biosynthetic process. The record is from RefSeq and is a predicted model, not a curated record. NCBI's taxonomy places the organism in Eukaryota, Metazoa, Chordata, Actinopteri, Perciformes, Serranidae.